Molecule: messenger RNA, 987 nt
Organism: Eruca vesicaria subsp. sativa (arugula)
Lineage: Eukaryota; Viridiplantae; Streptophyta; Magnoliopsida; Brassicales; Brassicaceae
Source: the annotation of a GenBank genome assembly
AUGGUAGUGAAUAAGGACCGUUGGAAAGAGAUGGGACGAGACAGGAAUCAAGGGAAGGUAGUGCUCCGUUUGGAUGUGGUGUCCGUGAUACGGUUUAAGGUGUACUCGUGGCACAGUAAGAGGCAUAAGAUGCACGCAAACUGUUACGUUGAGGUCGGCUGGGAUGGCAUGUUGUUACCUGGGAUUAAAGACAAGAGAUGUCCGCAGGAGAAGAUUCAAGGAGCAACAAGCAGAGGCAUGGUGACAGAGAACCGUGAAAGAGUAUAUGAAAAGUAUAACAUUCGUGACUGCAAAUCGUUUCAUGGAUUGAGCCGUGAGCGAGCUUCUGCUAAUGUCAAAAGAUCACACCUUGCUUCUCUUCAGCAAUAUGGAAGUUUCCCCAUUGUUGAGGAGCAAGUGAAAAAGUUUAUCCCGAGCAACAUAGGUUUAGAUGCUUCCGAGAGAGAUUUCUUCCAACUCAAACCUUACUAUGUCGAUGCCAGGAAUUGUCUUCCCCCAUCUCCACAUGAGAAUCUUAUCCUUGGUCUGAACCUCCUGAGGCUGAUUGUUCAGAACAGAAUUGCUGAAUUCCACACCGAGCCCGAGUUGCUUUCCUCAGCUACACUCGAGAAUCCCUGCAUCAAGCUUGCCGUUGAGCUUGAGCAGUCUUUCAUGGAAGGUUCCUAUAACCGUCUCCUCAGUGCUAGGCAGACCGCACCUGAUGCUACCUACGUCUAUUUCAUGGACCUUUUGGCUAAGACCAUUAGUCUCAAAGAGAUAGCAGGAUGCAGCGAGAAAGCUUAUGAUUAUGUCUCUAUCAGCGAUGCCCGUCAGAUGUUGCUCAUCUCUUCUUAUCAAGAACUAUUAGCCUUUGUAAUUGAGGAAGUGAAGGAAGGGUUUGUUGUAUUCCAGAAAGCCAACGAAACAACACCUUGCAAAGAGAUUCCUUCUCUGCAGCUCAUCAACCAGACUCUAAGCUACGCCAGAGAGCUGGAGCGUAUCGUGUAA